Molecule: messenger RNA, 3636 nt
Organism: Schistocerca nitens (vagrant locust)
Lineage: Eukaryota; Metazoa; Arthropoda; Insecta; Orthoptera; Acrididae
Product: cytochrome P450 9e2-like
Exons: 7
Coding region: 4-1587 (527 amino acids)
Molecular function (GO): iron ion binding; heme binding; monooxygenase activity
Source: RefSeq, a predicted model, not a curated record
AGGAUGUCGGCUGACUGGUGGACGCUGCCGCUGCUGCUGGUGGUGGUGGUGGUGGUGGUGGUGGUGGUGUGGUGGCGCCGCUGGAGCAGACACUUUGCGCGGCAGGGCGCUCCGGCCCUGCGGCCGCUGCCUUUCGUGGGGAACAUGCUGCCACUGGCGUUCCGCAAGUUGGCCAUGCACGACGUCGUCAUCCAGCUGUACCAGAAACUCGACCCUAACGCCUACGGAGGAUUCUUCCUGUUUUCUGUGCCACUCGUAAUGAUAAGAGACCCUGAAAUCAUACGGACGGUCACUGUUAAAGAUUUUGACCACUUCACAGACCACUUUGUGCUUUUCGGCAACAGUAAACAUAAUCCAAUGUUGCGGCGGAUGCUGUUUUCGUUGAAAGGUAAAGAGUGGCACGACAUGCGAUGCACCCUGAGCCCAGCUUUCUCUUCGAUGAAGAUGAAGAACAUGUUCUUACUAAUGACCGAGAUUGGACAUCAGAUGGUCGAGUAUUUGACGAAGAAAACAGCGGAGCAUGAGAUUUCUUCUGGCGGGGAAAGCAUCCUCACACUGGAGAUGAAGGACUUCUUCACACGCAUGACCAACGACAUUAUUGCAACCACAGCAUUUGGAGUCAAGGUGGACUCGCUUUCGGAGCCCAAUAACUCUUUCUACACGAUGGGUCGUGAUCUCACCACCUUCAGACCGACGGUCGCUUUUGGAUAUCUGAUAUCACCGAAACUAAUGGAACUACUGCGCAUACCAUUCUUGGACCCAAAGGUCGUGGACUACUUCACGUCCAUAAUCUCAGAAACUAUUCGGACGAGAGAGAAACACGGAAUAAUUCGCCACGAUAUGAUCCAUCUAAUGAUGCAGGCGCGACGAGGCGAACUAACAUCGCAGGAAGAAGAGGUAAACGGAACCACGGAAGUCAAAGGAAAGCCACCCCUUACCGAUGAAGACGUGACGGCGCAGGCGGUUAUAUUCUUCUUCGGCGGCUUCGAUACCGUUUCGUCUCUGAUGGUGUUCAGCAGCUACCUGUUGGCCACGCAUCCGGACGUGCAGCGGCGCCUACAAAGAGAAGUGGAUGACGUCAUGCAGAAGAGCGGCGGGAGGCCCAGCUACGAGGAGGUCCUGGCAUGCCAGUACCUCGACAUGGUCCUCUCCGAGACCCUGCGCAUGUACGCGCCGCUGCCGUCCCUGGACCGCCAGUGCGUCCGCCCCUACAGGCUGCCGGCGGCGGGGAGGGGGAGCUGUCCAGGGCUGGAGCUGCGGCCCGGAGACGGGAUCUGGCUGCCGGUGCACGCCAUCCACCACGACGCUCAGUACUUCCCAGAUCCCGACCGCUUCGACCCGGAACGCUUCAGUCCGGAGAACAAGCACCUCAUCAAACCGUUCACGUACUUUCCGUUCGGCUGUGGACCACGUUUCUGCAUUGCUCAGAGGUUCGCACUGAUGGAGACAAAGGUGGUACUGCUACACAUGCUGUCCAAAUUCAGCCUGCAAAUAGUUCCCAAGACUCCAGUGCCGCUCAAAAUUCAGCCAAAGCCAAAUCUCUUGAUCCAAGGUGGCGCUUGGCUGGGCCUUCGACGCCGAACUUGACUGAUUGAGUGCGGAAACGAAACUUAGUCUAUGGCGACCUCAGUAGUGUGUCACAUUAAGCGUAAUGUACAAGAGAAACCGAAAGUUGAUGUCACUUAUUGAAAUAUUUACUUGCUGGAUCAAAGAAAAGUUUCAUAUUAUGCCGUUAGCCAGGGAUAUUCGAAGUAUAGAAUACCGCCAUAUUAUUCACUCAGAUGAGUUUUCGAGGUAAUUAGUUUUCUUGCUUCCAGACGAGAUAUUCCUGAUUUGACAAACAUCUUUGUUAAUCUCUAGCCUGUUUUAUGACUGUAAUUAGAGUCUUCUACAUUAUGUGUUACAUGUUGCAGAUUACGCUAUCUUGUCAAUAAAGAAACUGGUUUAUAGAGUUUCACAGAUUUUGUCUUGGUGGCUGAGUUGAUGGGGAGUCGCGUUGAGACGCUACCUGUCACCCGGUUCCGUAAAACGGAGGGACACGACGGCUGUUGAUUACCUCGCUACGUGAGAGUGCUGCUAGCGGACAAGCCCACCAGUCUCGUUACUUACUGGUGGGCUCUUUUAACAUAGAAAAGUGAUGGCUUGAAAGUGGGUGCUCUACCAGGUGGACGGGCAGUCAGUGGGCACCUCAGGGCCUAGUUUAGACUCAGUCACAGCCCCUGUAUUACCGGUAAUGCUGGCGGCAUUACAGAAAUUCACCUACACUAAAACUGCAGCGACAGUCCGAAGAUUUUCAGGAAAAAGUAAUAAAGAGUAAACACCUACAAAAUAGUUAAUGAUCGGUAUUUGGCAAGCAGGAUGGAAGUAUAUGGAAGGAGAAGGGAAAUGUAUGGAAAUUAUCAGACUUGCUCAACCAAUUGACCGCACAACGAGAGCUAUAUGAAGAUAUAAGUUUCAGGAAAUUAUACUCGCUGAGUUACGUUAAAUGAGUGAGGAAAAAUUAGUAUUCCAGAAUAGGAGAGAGGUAGGGGAGAUUUUGGCACGUUUACGCACGGUCCGCGUUCAGGCAGAGCAGUUUUCUCGGGAAUCAUUCUUGCUGAAGCGCUUCCGAUAAUGGUUGAUAAGUACUGCCACAAGCUUCGUGGCUUCAGCGGAAUGAACAUUUUAGUGUGAAGAUCGUAUUUGUAUGAGCAAGGUGAGUAAAUUCUGCUACUCGAAUAUCGAAGCUCCUAGGGAGCACCACCUUUAGAAUUGACAAUAGGUGAAUUUACACUGAUCAGCCAGUACGUUAGCACCACCUACCUAAUAUAAUACCCGGUGUGUCCACUUUUGGUACGGAUAACAGUGGCGGCGCAUCGUGACAUGCAAGCAGCGAGACCUCGGUUGGUCGCUGGAGGAACUGGCACAUCAGUAGCACACACGAGUCACCUAGGUCCCGUAAAUUCCGGGGAGAAGGCCGAUGAGCCCUGGCGCCACGUUCAACCACAUCAACUGGAACUCUCCGCUGUGUUCCUCGAACCACUCCGUCACAUUCCUGGCUUCGUGACAUGGAGCAUUAUCAUCCUGAAAAAUGCCACUGCCGUCGGGAAACAUGAUCGUCAUGAAGGGAUGUACGUGGUCUGCAAACAGUUUACGAUACUCCUUAUGCGAGCUCCUCUGGACCCAUGGAUGCCCACGUGAAUGUUCUCCAGAGCAUAAUGGAGCCGCCGCCACCUUGUCUUUCUCCCACAGUACAGGUGUGAAAGAACUGUUCACCUAGAAGAGAAAAGAUUCGCGCCCUCCCGUCGGCAAGAAAGCAUCGGAAUUCAUUAGACCAUGUAACGCUCUGCCACCGCGCCAGUGUCCAGUUUCGAUGGUCUUCUGCCCAUUUCAGCCGUAGUUGCCGGUGUCGCGGUGUUAACACUGGCACAAGCAAGGGUCGUCGGCUGCGGACUCCCACCGUUAGGAGUGUUCGGCGCGCUGUGUGUUCAGACACACCUGUACUGUGCCCAGCACUAAAAUCUGAUGCCAGUUUCGCCACAGUUCGCCGGCUGUUCUGUUUCACCAGUCUGCCCAGCCUACGACGUCCAACAUCUGUAAUGAGGGCUGGCCGCUCAACCCCACGACAGCUUUACAUGACUUCACCAAGUGUUGAAG